AUGAUAACAAAAACAACAAGGUCGAAGGGAGAGGCAGGAGGAAGUAGAGACGGUAGUUGGCAGCGAGGAGCUGCUCUGGUAGCACCCUCGUCGAUUCUUUCUUCUUUUUCUAGCAACAUAUCUCAAAGAUGGAGGCAAAUAGAGACAAAUCGGAGAAACACAACAGGUAAAGAGUGUUUGGCUAUUGCUGUUCGACCGGAAGAGAGACGAAAAAGAGAAGGGUCGCCGCCCUUUUCUUGUUGCUGGAGGAUCACCCACCUCCUUGUGGAUUCCAGAGCUGAAGCUGGACAAGGAAGAAUAGUCGAUACAUUAAAUUCUAGGGUUUCAACUUUCUCAAUCAGCGAUGGAACAACUUCCGCAGUUUCAGAUUCCCAACAGGACAUUGGAGCACUUAAGAACUGUGAAACUCCAACUUCCGCAAGUGAGCAAACGAUUAAUGACAAACAUUCUGACAAUGGCGAUGACUUGAUAACAAAUUUGGAAACCCAACACAUGGCUGAUACUGAAGGAUCACCAGAUUAUGAUGAAUCAAGCAAGAAUCAGAAGAUAUUAGGAAAAUACUUCUUUUAUGAUCCACCACUUGCUGAAGAAACCGGGGUCUGGAUUCCGGUUUCGGUUCCUCCCAUGUCAGAAAGCGAUCUCGAAGAAUGGAAUCGCGGAUUCUCCUCAGUCGGUGGAAUCUUCCCUGAUGAAAACAUGGAUUGGUUCCAUUUUCUUGAAAAAGACAAACAACUCACCAUGUGGGAUGUAGUAGUCGAAAUGCUACUAGCAGCUCGUGGAAAAGUCAACCUUUUAUCAUCAGGUGACACCGUUUCAUGGAUUUCAAGAAACCUAAUUGACCAAGCCUGGAAAGAAAUGGCUCAAACCCUAACCGAGGCUAAUUUCGGUAAUCUCCAAGAAAUUCUCGAAACCCAACCACCCAAAUGGCUGCCCGAUAGUUCUGCUGCUUCUUGUAUGCUAUGUAAUGUCCGGUUUCACCCCAUCAUGUGCACCAGACAUCACUGUAGAUUCUGUGGUGGGAUUUUCUGUGGUGAGUGUAGUAAAGGGAGAAGCUUGCUGCCCGUGAAAUUUCGGGCAGCAGAUAUGGAACGAGUGUGUGAUGUGUGUUAUGUGCGGCUGGAGGCUGUUCAGCCAUACUUAAUGGAUCAAGUGAGCCGGGCAGCUCAGUUACCAACUUAUGAUGUCACGGAUCUGAGCACAUUAAGAUCUUGGCUGAAUUUCCCAUGGGGGCAGUCAAUGGAGUACGAGAUAUAUAAAGCCACAAACACAAUUCAAGGUUAUAGCAAGGUUGGUUAUUUGAGACCUGAAAAGUCAAUUCCUGAUGUGGUGUUAAGGCAUGCGAAGGGGCUUGCUAUACUUACUAUAGUGAAAGUUGGUAUGAUGGUGACUUACAAUAUUGGAACUGGAUUGGUGAUUGCGCGUAGGGAAGAUGGCUCAUGGUCUCCACCUUCUGCUAUAUCUACUAUUGGUGUUGGAUGGGGUGCUCAGGGUGGAGGUGAAUUUGUGGAUUUAAUAAUUGUUUUAAGAUCAGAAGAAGCUGUGAAGACUUUCAGCGGUGAUGUUCAUGUCUCAUUUGGAGCCGGUUUAAGUGCAGCGGUUGGUAUUACUGGACGAACAGCUGAAGCUAAUGUACGCGUUGGAACCUGUGGAUAUGCUGCGUGUUAUACUUACAGCUGUACAAAAGGGGCAUUUGUGGGAUGUUCACUGGAAGGAAGCAUUGUGACAACACGUACUCGUGAAAAUUCGCGAUUCUAUGGAAAGCAGUUGAUAACUUCACAAGAAAUUCUACUUGGUUCAUUGCCUAAGCCUCCAGCUGCUGCCACUCUUUAUCGUGCCCUGGCAGAAAUUUACCAGAAAUUUGGUCGUUGAUUUAAUGGUUUCUUUCUAGCAUCAUUAGAAUUUAAUUCUGUGCAUAUAAUUCAUUAACUUCUUUUAUAAUAAAAAAAGAAACAAGGGGUCCAUUUGAAUUGUCAGGUAAAUAGGUAAUUGUCUUAUCAGUGACGCACAUGUUUGUACAUGAUAUUACUGGUAAAUUUACUGUAUAUAAUAAUAUUAUUUAGUGUUUGUAAUAUGACCGAUUUGUCCUCAAGGUUUCACAUUUUAUAUAAUUUGUUUUAUUAUAUAUAUGGAAUUCAUAUAUGAACUAUAACAUUGAAUUCACAAUAUAACAGUAAAUUAUUUUGUAUAUAAUCACCACUCUCUUCAAGUAUUGCCUAAUCAGUUUGAUCCCUUUCCACUGAAUUUUUUCCGGAUUCUACCUACAUGAGCGAAAUCAGGGUACAGACCAUUGCAUACAAGUGCAUGCAUGAGAUUUCCAAUUUCACUCGAAUGUAGAACUUUACUCAUGUAAUGUCUUUAUUUAUUUAUUUGUAGUUUGUAUAGUAUUUCGAUUAAGUUUAAUAUGUGAUGGCA
Lactuca saligna is the source of this 2412-nucleotide messenger RNA. The record is from the annotation of a GenBank genome assembly. Lineage: Eukaryota; Viridiplantae; Streptophyta; Magnoliopsida; Asterales; Asteraceae.